Oncorhynchus kisutch (coho salmon) is the source of this 2080-nucleotide messenger RNA. RefSeq names its product zinc finger protein 2-like. Gene Ontology annotation, molecular function: DNA-binding transcription activator activity, RNA polymerase II-specific; RNA polymerase II cis-regulatory region sequence-specific DNA binding. Lineage: Eukaryota; Metazoa; Chordata; Actinopteri; Salmoniformes; Salmonidae. Gene Ontology annotation, cellular component: nucleus. Gene Ontology annotation, biological process: regulation of transcription by RNA polymerase II. The record is from RefSeq and is a predicted model, not a curated record. Bases 445 to 1929 code for a protein of 494 amino acids. The transcript has 2 exons.
GAAUAGGCCUGAAGAGAGACAUACAGGGAGGAUACGUUUUUAGUAAGGUUGAAUUUCUUGCGUUUAUAGCCAUAACGAUUAACUUUACUGCACUGAUGGAGCAGAAAUCACAGAAGAAAGCUUUGUUAGUUGCAGCAGCAGAAAUAUUUGGGUGUGAGAGAUUUUAGUGCAGAACAUCUACAGGGACUUUUGAGAAAGGGAAUUCCAAAGUAGUUGGAUGAUGGGGUUAGAUGUGCAAUUUAAGAUUUUCCCCAUUUUUGUGACCAAAUAAUUCAUCCGUACUCCAACCAACGAAAGGCAGCACCGGGUCUAAUCUGCCGGAAAAAUCACACAAAGAAGAAGACAAACACAGGAUUGUGGGAAAUUUCGCACCUUGCGAAAUGUAGGCUACAUGCACAAUUUGAAAGGAUUAUUACAUAUUUAUCGACUUUCAUUUCGAUCAAAAUGUCUAAACUGCAGUUGUUCAAUGCGUAUCUGACUGAACGAUUAACAGCAGCUGCUGCAGAGAUAUCAGUGGCAGUAGAGAGAACGAUAACAGAUUACCAGGAAGAGAACGAACGUCUGCGACGACUACUUGAUGUGUUAACCAAGCCAAAGUUUCAUAGAGCAGACCCCCAGCAACUCACGCUCCUUGUAUCUGAAGAGGAGGAACACUGUGAGCAGGAGUGGAGCCCAAGUCUGGACCCGGAGGACCCAGAGCCCCCACACAUUAAAGAGGAACACGAGGAGUUCAGGACCAGUCAGGAGGAAGAGCAGCUUCAAGGGCUGGAGUCUGACACCAAAGACUCAACAUUCACUCCUGCUUGUGUGAAAAGUGACUGCAAUGAUCAGGGCCCACCUCAGCUCUCACAUCUUUACCAAACUCAAACUGUGGAGAACAAGGAGAAGCACUCUAUACCCACCAACACAAUUGAAGAGAUCAAAACAGAACCUAAUGGACAGGACUAUGGAGUACCAGAACCAACUAGUGACUCUCAUCCCCUCUGUGCAGUAAAUCCUGGUUGUUCUGCAGCUCAGAGUGAAGCCAAUGACAAUGGGAUGGAAAGUGGAGAAACACUGCCAGGAUCUACACUACUCGAAUCAACUAGAACAUGGGUAAAACAAGGACAAAGCUCCCAUAUGAGUACUGAUGACAAGACAGCCAAACAGUUGCCCCAAUUUAAAUCCCCCAGUCAAAGAAAUUCUGUUCCUUUUUCUUGCAAGGUGUGUGGAGAGACUUUUGUUUUCAUGGGCCAUUUUGUCCAUCAUGUGCGAGAAACACACACAAAGAACCAAGACUACAUGUGUGGUGUGUGUGGAGAAGACUUUGCGUCCACAGAAUGUAUGAUCGAUCACCUGCAAACUCACACUACAGAAAUAUAUUAUUGUGAUGUUUGUAGCAAACGUUUCUCCUUUGAGUCUCAUCUGAAACAACAUAUGUUGGUUCACACUGGGGAGAGGCAGUAUCAAUGCAAAGAAUGUGGCAAAUGCUUCAUGCAUAGUGGACAGCUGAAUACGCAUAUGAAGAUUCACACACGGGAGAAAUUGUAUCAGUGCAAAGAAUGUGAAAAAUGUUUCCCCAGUAAGCAUAACUUGGACAGGCAUAUGGUGAUUCACAUAUAUUCUAAUCUGAAAAUGCACAAGACUCACACAGGAGAGAAAAGAUAUCAGUGCAAAGAAUGUGGGAAAUGCUUCCUUCAUAAGGGACACCUGAAUACCCAUAUAAGAAUUCACACAGGAGAGAAACCAUACCAAUGCAACGAAUGUGAGAAAUGUUUUGGCCGGAAGGAAAACCUAACUGCACAUAUGAGGGUUCACACAGGGGAGAAACCAUACAAGUGCCCAGUGUGUGGAAAAUGCUAUAGCACUGCACAAGUUCUAAAAUUGCAUCAACUUCAAAGUCACUAUCUAGGUUUCCAUCCAAUUGGUGAUGGAUUUUCAUGCGAAUAGUCCAUAUAGAAAGAACAUGGCCAUUUUAUCAUCAGGGGUGUGUUUCCAACAAACUGCAUUUUUAGCAGAUAAAAUGCUGUGUGUGAUGUAGUUAACUUAAGCGCAAAAGUGCUUUUAUGUUUUCAUAUACCAAAUAAAUGUUUCCAUUGCA